Messenger RNA from Lodderomyces jiufengensis, 1026 nucleotides. RefSeq lists its product as uncharacterized. The coding region runs from base 1 to 1026 and encodes 341 amino acids. The transcript has a single exon. Lineage: Eukaryota; Fungi; Ascomycota; Pichiomycetes; Serinales; Debaryomycetaceae. Gene Ontology annotation, cellular component: Golgi membrane. The record is from RefSeq and is a predicted model, not a curated record.
AUGUCUAGCAAGAGGUUAAAUUUACCAUAUACGACUCAGGACUUGUUUCCUCAAUCAAUAUCCACAUCACAAUCCAAAACUCCCAAUUCAACAAGAGCAGGUUCAAUAAUAUCAACACCAUCAUCAUUUUAUAUACCACGACCUAAUUUACAUCAUUAUAAUUCCAAAACAUAUAAAUCAUCAUUUAAAAAAGCUACAAAUUUUUUCACAAAUAUAAAAUUUAAAAAUUUAAAAAUAAUGACAAAAAGAUUAUUUAAACCAAGUACAUUAGAUUUUGAAACUGCAAUAUGGGAAAUUUUUCAUUUAAUUAUAAAUCCAAGAAAAAUGUAUAGAUCUCAUUAUUAUUAUAGACAACAACAACAUCAUCAACAACCAUUACAACAAUCUUCACAAUCUUCUUUACAAUCUCAAAUACAAGAUGAAAGAAAUUCUUAUACUAGAGAAGAUCCUUCAUUUUUAAUUUUAAUAACUGGAUUUUUAUCAAUAAGUGCAAUAGCUUGGGGAUUAGCUUAUUCUCCUACUUUUUUAGACAUUUUGAAAUUAAUCAUAUAUAUGGUAUUUAUUGAUUUUUAUUUAUUUGGAUUUAUAAUAUCUACUAUAACUUGGAUAAUAACAAAUAAAUUAUUUAAUUUAGAUAUGAAUAAAUAUUCAGUGAAUUAUAUAGAAUGGGGAUUUUGUUUUGAUAUUCAUUGUAAUUCAUUUUUAAUUAUAUGGUGUUUAUUAUAUGUUUUACAAUUUAUAUUAUUACCUAUUAUAAGAAUUAAAAAUUCAAUUAUUGGAUUAAUUAUUGGGAAUUCUUUAUAUUUUGGUAGUAUUGGUUAUUAUUUUAUUGUUACAUUUUAUGGAUUUAAUUCAUUACCUUUUAUAACUUCAACUAUUGUUAAACUGAAUUAUAAGAAUCCUGCAAGAGUAUUACAAAUUAUUGUUGUUGGUUGUAUAUUACCAUUUUUGGCUUUAGUUUGGUUAAUUACUAUUUUAUUUAGGAUAAACGUUGCUGAGAAAAUGAUAAAUACUUAUUUUAAUUAA